Trichobilharzia szidati is the source of this 9504-nucleotide messenger RNA. NCBI's taxonomy places the organism in Eukaryota, Metazoa, Platyhelminthes, Trematoda, Strigeidida, Schistosomatidae. The record is from the annotation of a GenBank genome assembly.
AUGGGUUCUGAUGAUUACACUAUAAAAAUCUGGUCCAUCAAAGGUUCGAGAAGUGCAUCAGCCUGUACUUUACGGCACACUCUUCGAGGUCAUGUUGCAGAAAUAAUUGAGCUUGCCAUAUCUGCAGAUAAUCACUUACUAGCCUCAAUCGAUUCAAAUUGUUGUUUAGUCGUAUGGUGCUUACAAACUGGUCAACCAGUAGUAUCUGUACGCGGUUCACGUAAUAACCGGGUGUUAUCUGGUCUUGGUUUUCUUACUGUACCAAAAGUGGUGCUUUCUAAAGAUGAAGUUUUAUCUGAUUCCGGUGAGCGUAAGCAUCCUUCUGGUAUGCUUAUAGUAUCAUCGUUUGGUGGCUUUCUGCACAUAAUACCAUAUAUUCACACUGUUCGCUGUAAUUAUCAUUAUCGUCAUUAUCAUUCUGGUGAUGAGUUUGGUAGUGCAACGAACAGUACUGAAAACAGAUGGAUAUGUUGUACUGUUGAAUUACUUCCAGCAAUUCGUUUCACAACAGCGUCUGAAGGUACUCCAAAUGUAUUUUGGCCAUCCAUUGCGUGUAUUGACAUUAGUCCCGGUGGACUUUUAGUGGCAGCUGGUUGUUCAGAUCAGAAUAUCCGUUUGUAUCAAUUCACGAAUCCAUUGAAACCAGAACCAGCUGGUAUACUGGCUGCUCAUGAGGAAAGUGUCAACAGUGUAGCAUUUAGUCAUUGUGGACUAAAAUUAGCUACUGGCAGUUCAGUUGGUGCAAGUUGUUGUUUAUGGAGACUUCAAGCUGGUCAAUGGAGAAGUAUGAAGUUACAAUUUGGUAAAAGAGUGAAAUGUCGUCCGUGUUUAUUAGUCUGGUCUAUACACGAUCAAUAUUUAAUCGCUUCCAUGAAGAACGGAUCUGUUUAUAUCUAUUUUGGACAUAGUGGACAAUUGGUCACAGUGAUUGAUGGACAUGAAGGCGCCAUUCAUGCUGUCUCUCCAUCACCAUUCGAUGAAAAUAUUUUAGCCACAGGUGGAGUUGACGGUCGUUUUCAACUCUGGAAUAUCUCAAAUCUUCGACGUUAUGAACAACAGCACAAAAAACAGUAUGAUGAAGAGAAUCAUCUAUUUGAUGAAACUGGUCAUGCAUCAUCGACAGAACAGCCUCUCCUGUUUCAUCAUCGUUUCCCUCCUAGUGAAUUGGAUGUUACACAAGGCUUAGUAUGGCGUUUUAACGAUCCAACAGAUGAUCAACCGAUAUGGCCUCGUCGAAUCCCGAAUCCUUUCAUUCGUAGAAAUACGCGUGAACAGUCGAUGGUGGUGGCUGUAGAUCAGACGACGAAUUCGACAAGUGAGAAUAUCACUGGUACUGCUAGCGGUAGUACUACUAAUACGUCUAAUCAUUCAUCAUCCCUUCGUACACUGACAGAAUCUCGUUCUACUUCGGGAACAAGAGGAGGUGGUGGUGGUGCAACAAAUAGUAGUAAUACAAAAUUACAACGAAUAACCGCCUGCCGUGUAUUACCUACAGCUGAAGGUGUUGGAUUCCUUGUGGUGACAAAGAGUGGUGUCAUGUCAUUAUUUUCUCCAUCAGAAGAAUCUACAUCUUACACUCCUCAGUCCAGUAACGUUGAGUCAACACCAUUAGUUGAUGAACAAUUCCUUCACUGGGAAUUGGAUACAGCCGAAUGGAGAGAAGUUGUACCACAGAUGUCUACAAUGCAUAACAACAGUGAUUCCAAUCUACUUCGUAUAUAUGAGAAUACAUUACACGUAUUAGGAAGUCCUCCAGCACAACAAACUAUCUCUCCAGUGUCAAAUACGCGAGUUAAUUCAUCACGAAGAAGGUUACAGAACAAUAGUAUCAAUAAUAAUAAUAAUAAUAAUAAUAAUAAUAAUAAUAAUAAUAAUAAUAAUAAUAACAAUAAUAAUAUUGACUUCAAUAAUAAUAAUAAUAAUAACAGAAUAUCAGAUCCAUCUGAUGUCAACAAUAGUGUUCGUUAUACACCUCCACCUUGUGUCCUGUACGAGAUUGUACAUGCUCCAAGCGGUGUACCAUUUCAUCGAUUACCACCAGGUUAUUUAACAAAUUUCAGAGGAUUUCCAUAUCCAUCUAGACGUCAAAAACAAAUACCAGGUCGUAGUCAUUUAGUAGAACCUCUGGAUUUAUUGCCAUCAGUUACAUUAGAUGAAGAAACUGAUGAAGAUAUCGUUGUGGAUGAUAUUCAAUUUUGUUCAAAUAUUCCACCAGAUUAUUGUCCAUUACCACAAUUAUCAAAUAAUGAACCAGUACAUGGUAAAACGUAUUUAUGGUGUUCCCCGUGGUUAACUAAUCAAACACCAUUAAUCGAGUCAUUUGAAGGAGAAGAGUUGAAUUUAAAAAUUGCUGAACAAAAUCGGAAAUAUGAAGAGGAGAAAAGUUUCUUUUGUGCUGGUGGUGAACCUGUUGUAUCUUUUGGCGAUGACUUUACUGCAUCAAAGAAUUCAAAUGAACAAAUCAUUAUUAUGCAACCUGAAGGGAAUUGUUUCCACCAAUCACAAAAAUUACAAUCACAGGAAUUACUUUCUCCAAUAUCAUCAAAAACAUCAAAAUCGAAAAUAAAUUCUUGUGAUAUACUAAAACAUGAUGAAAUGUCUGGCGAUGAGAAGAAAAUGGCAGAUGAAAAUGUAUCAGUGACAACCGCCAUCACAAAUAUCAGUUCAGAACAAAUUGAUAGUAAAGAUUCAGGAAAUACUCUUCGUGUGUCUACCAGAUCUUCAACAUUACCACAAGUUAAUGCUAGUCAACCUUCAGUUUCUCUUACAAUACCAACAGAUGAUCAAGAUGAUGCUGAAGGUCAAGAUGAUUCUUCUGAGGAAUCUGAAUGGUCAGCACACAUUGAUGUUGAUAUCGGAUGGUGGAGAAGACAACGUCGUCGAAGAACUCGACGUCAGGUUGCAAUGAUGAAUGGAGCUGAUAUAUCUGCUUCAAAUGAUGCUGACCAGAUAAAUUCUAAUGAUUUAGACAGUCUAGAAAUGGAACUUGAUCAAGAUGAUACCAAUAUGGAAAUGAUAUCUUAUGAUGAUAUUGGUGAUGCAUCUCUUUCCUCUGGUUAUACAGAAACUAAUCAAAGUGGAUCGAAUAUGGAAGGGAAUGUUCGACGUUCCCUGCGUCAACAACGUCGUCUCCUCUUGAAGAGAAGACUUCUACGAGAGGCGAAAAGAGCUGAAGCAAGAGCUAAAAAGGCGGAAAUUGAAAGGAGAUGUUCAUCGGCACGUCGUUCUCGUCGAUUUCUACGUCUAUCUAAUGAUGAUAGUAGUAGAAUAGAUGAAGAUUCUACGAGUCGUGAUACAUGUAUGCCUGAAUCUUCUAGUCGUCAAUCCUGCAAGUCAGCGCAAGUGACUGAAACUGUAAAGAAUGAGGCUUUAUUGUCGAGAAGAGAACGUCUUAAACGCCGUCUAGUUCGUAGUGUUGAUUACGCUGUCAUGACAGGUAGUCGACUACCGUUAUCUAGAAUUCCAUUAGACUGUUACAUCUCUCCUAACUGUGAAGGCGAAGAAGAAGGAGUCAGUGAAAACAAUUUUAUUCUACCGUAUACAAAUAUCAUUCGUUGGCGUGGUCCUUACUUCGAUUGGUUAUCAACGUUGGCGCCUGCUGCUUCACCGUAUCUACCACAAGCGGGUGAUCGUGUUGUCUACCUAUAUCGUGGUCAUCAAGAUUAUUUAUCUAAAGCCUGGGAAUGUGGAAGUCUACCGUUGAUGGAAGGCUUAGGAGGCAAAGAGGGAAAUAAUAGGUCAUCGCCACAACAACAGUCACCUUGGAUAGUUUGGCCUGGUAUACCUCAAUUCUUAUGUUGUACUGUCGUCAAAAUCACUUACCAUAUUGUACGUAUUGCUGGUAGUCAGUCGCAUUCAUCACGUUCAAAUGUACGUUACAAGAAGACAAGAAAACAUUCCUAUACUACAAAGUGUCUUCGACAAUCACAACAAUUAGUUAAUCUAAAGGAUUUAAAUUCCACCUGCCAUGAUGAAGACCAGAAAUUUCCAUUGUGCUCCUCCGCCUCCUCGACGUCAUCGUCAUCAUCAUCAUCCUCAUCAGCGAAUUCUUCAGCAUCAAUGAAAAAUAGUGAAUGUCCAGUAGUCGCAUCGACCAGUUUCACUAAUACACGUACACACUCACCUUUGCCAACUUCAUCAUCCUAUGACAGUGGGGAUAGUUUUGUUCGACUGAUCACUUUACACCUGGAAAUUGAACAAGAGCAACCUUAUAAGAAUUUAAAGUAUUAUAAUAAUAAUAAUAGUAAUAAUAAUAAUACUGGCUCCAGUGAUGGAUAUUAUUCUUACAACUGUAAAGAACAACAGCAGCAGCAGCCUACAACCAUCUAUGUCACUUAUCAUGAUGUUGAUGGAAUUUUAGAAUUUAUUUUUCUUCGUCGGAUAUUUGAUGCAGCUUUGAAAAGAAAAUGGAAACCAGGUAGGGAGUUGGAAGAGGCUGCUACAGCUCAGCUGUUGGCAGUGAAGACAGAGGACAGGAGACAAGCAGAGGCGAAAAUUCUGCAGUUCCGUUCUCUUGCUGAGCCUUAUGAACUGUGUACACUUAUUUUAUCUCGUUCUACCAAUGACUGUCUUCUGUAUGAAGCUGGUCGUUGCUUGUCGCAUGCAGUCGUUCGUGAAUGGAAUUCAAUUUUCGCAUCUUCAUGGGAGAAUACAGAGAACUGCAAAGCAUUACAACUUCUUACUAUUAUAUUAGAAUGGUCACAAAAUCGAGGAUUUGAGUGUGGUCCUGCAGCUCGUCAACGGAUAUUGAGUGCAGCUGGAACCCUGGUUAAAAGAGCUUCAGCAGCGAAUGCUGAAAAGAUAGCCGCCGCCUGGCGAUUGUCAAAGUCUGAUGUAACUUUCCCACAGAAAUUUCGUCUAUCAUCUCGAAUUCUUACCACACCACCAGAUGAUCCGGGACCAGCGUGUUGGUUAAUGCUGAAAUUAAUCGAAUAUGUAGAAGAUUUACUUCAACCGCUUACACAAUCCGAUAUAUCUGCUAUUAAUAAUGAUCAGGAUCCUGUUCUUAAACGAGGAUUGUUAGGUUUAUUCAUCUUAUCUGCACUACUGGAUGAAUUCUCUUAUUCUGAAGACAGUGCCCAAUUAAAUUUACCAUUGGAAGCGCAUAUUUUCCUACGGGCCAGAUUUCAGGAUUAUGAACUUCCUCGAUUGUUUGAAAAUUUGCUUUGUCUUGCCAAUCAACUCCUGUUGUAUUGGUCUUCAUUGGAUUGUUCACAACUGAGUAAUGGACAAAGUGAAGUUGUAUUCCGAGUUAUCAACGCUUUGGAUAUGAUUACAAGUUGGGAUUUUUUACCUCGUGAACUUGUUGGCUUUCAUGCUAGUCGAAUACGACGUACUGAUCAUGAAACUCGUUUUCGGCCUAGUUCUAAGUGGCAUCAUGUUAUGGGAUCCGAUGUAUUUCCACGGACUUUAUUACUUUUUAUUAAGUUACAUACAUGGGUUCGUGGUUCAGAUCUCCUCGGUUCACGUACAUUAUCUUGCUUGGUACGCUUUUCUUCAAUGUCUGGUCCUCUUAUCGAUCCAAUCUCUUCAUCGCUGACCUGUUUAAGCAGUAAUGGGAUUAUGUCCUCCUGUUUUGAUCAAAAUCAGUCCUUGUGCUCAUCAAGUACACUGCAUUUUCUCAUACUUAUUGAACAUAUGAAUCGAUGGUUAAAUGAUGGAAGUACUGGAAGUGACAAUCAUCAACAAGACAAGGAUUUGACUCAAACAUCAAUUGAACAACUCAUUAAUCAAGCCCCGGUUGGACUACGUGAUGAAAUAAUCAAUCGUAUCGUUGGAGUUGGUUUAGUUAUUCCAAGUAUAAAAUUAGAAAAUCUAAUUCCUUAUGAAUUGCCUAUCCUAUCUGAGUUCAUACUGAAUCUAGUGUUGAAUAGUUCACGUGCAUGGGAACCAGUCGAGCGUGUCUUGUCACUGCCAAAACUUAGUUCACAGGAGACUGUCAGCAAAGAGACAUGUCAGUCAGUAUUUCAUAUGGGAUUGAUUUGUCUAUGGAUAAUGAACAAGUUUCUUGCGAUUCUUUCUUCUCUAUUAAAACAAUGUAUGCGUCUAAUGGCAUCCAGUUCUACAGAAAUCGAUGGUGAUGGCCAAUUAGCUCAUGAAGCUGUUGAACGUCUUUUCAACUGUUGGAGUGAUCUUGUCGACUUGAUCCCUUCAUCAUUGAGUGAUAUGUCAUUUGUUGGUGGUAAACAAAAUAAUGCCGUAACCGAAUGUGAUUCAGACGAUGAUUCACCUUUACCACUGACAACUGGUCAAGUACAAAAUGCUGAUCAAUUAGUUCAACAAAUGAAGAAACUUCUCAGAAUGUUAAGAAGAAGUAAUUCUAUUCGACAGUCUCAAUUGUUUCAAAUUUAUCUUGCCUCAAAAUUGGCUCAACCUGUUGGUUUACGUCGAAUGAUUAAAAAUGAUGAUAAUAAUGAAGAAAUUGAUCUUGAAUUAGAUGAAGAUGAUUUGACUGCAUCAGAAGAUAGUCUAUUUGCUGUUGGCGCAUGUGGUUUAUCAUCUGUUGAAGAAUCUGUCAAUACACUUGUUCACUUAUUAAAUGAACGUGUUACACAGUUAAUGCUGCAUACACAAGACAGAGACAGUGAAGUAACAGUCAAUUUGUUAGAAGAUGUUCAUUGGCUUUUAUUAAUUACAGGACAUUUCUUAGUAUCUGGUCCAGCUUCAUUGACAAGUGUACUACGAACAAAUUGUCCAUGGGAAACACAAUUUUCAAUUCCCCAGCAACUCUUAUAUCUAGGUUCUAAUGCUACUGUUGAUUUGGUGAAUAGUCGUCGCCUAAUACUGAUGUCUGUUGUUCAAACUAUUGACUUGAAAAGUAAUUGGCCUCCGGAAAAUUUAUCGUAUACACAUGUUCCUUCGCUUGUGAUUUUAUUAUGUUCCCUAUUUCGUUUGCUAUGGUUACAAGUAAUGUAUUCUGUGGGAAGUGCUCAAUUAGUUGCAGACAAUUUCUGGUUAAUGACUCGUGUUGCUGUCGCAUAUUUUUGUCAACAUGUUGUCGAUCGGCAUACAUUAAACUCCAACAUUUCUCGAUCACCAAUUCUAAGUAUACUACAGUCGGAUUCAACACAACCGCCAGCAGCUCAUCAAGGUUUAUUAUCAAAUCAAGAAAACAACCAGCUAUCUGAUGGAAAAGAAAAUCUUUCACCAGAAAAUUGUUGUCAUGAUACCAAUAAAGCUUGUAUUCAAGGUCUUUUAAUGUGUGCUCGUAUAGCACUAGAUAUGUGGUCACAUGAACCUCAAGUUCUCACGGCUUUGACAAGAUUGUUAAAUGUUCUCAGUAUGCAUUCACCUGAUGCAUCAUCAACCUUAGCCUGUUCAGCAUGGUACGAAUUAUGCACGAUUGUCUGUGGUCCUCAGGCUUCAGAACAAACAUGGCCUAAUCUACCAGCAGACAGUCUUAUCCAGUUAGUUGAAGCCUGCUUAUGUGGUAGUUGGGCAAUUGAUAAAGCUCGUCUUUCUUCAGCAUUAUCCCACAAUCAAACUUGUGAAGAAAUGGACACGCUGCUACUGCAGUUACUUCGUGAAAUUCGACAACAAGUUCUUCGUGUAGUCAAUAUUCUCUCAGGGGAUGGUGUUACAUUUGGUUCAGUUCAAAAUGCUGUGGCUAUUGAUGUAUUAGUGAAUUGUACUACAGUUCUACGAGGUGUAUCACGUGCAACUGGAACAGUGGCAUCGAGUAGUGAAUCUGUUACAGACUUGAUUUCUUUAGUUUGGAAUGGUCUUUUAGCUCCAUUCCUUUCAAGUAGUGCAAGUUAUUUAGUUUUGAAAUGUCAUAAUUAUUCCGAAGCUGUACAAGCUUUAUUCUCAUUAUUCGCUGAUGUCGCUGAUUCCUGUUUAAUAUAUUUGGCUAAUCUACCAUCCUCGUCAUCAACUUCAACUGAUGGACCAUCAUCAUCAUCAUUGUUGCAAGGAGAUAAAUCCAUGAAUGGCGGGAGCAACGGCAAUGGUGUUGUGUGUGUGUCUAGUGCAUUUCUCAACUGGAUUGUUAUCCUGUGUAAACAUUAUGCUAAAAACACAGAAGGUAAACUGAAUUUCGAUGCAACUGCUGAAGAUGAUCAAAUUCAAGAACUUCGCCUACUCUUAAAUCUUUUAAAUCGUGUACUUUAUCAUGAAUUUGAAUUGAAAUUAAGCGGAGCUAUCUACGUGGUGGUAUCCGGUGGUGGUGUGAAUGAUAAGUUUCUUGUCCAACCGAAUUCUGAUAGUGCUGAAGAGGUAACUGGGAAUUCUGUGCCGACAAUUGAUGCAGCAGUAAUUGGUCUAGGGCAUUUAUUACCCCUUAUCACGGAAUCUAUAUUGGCGAUCCCAGAAUUGUGUCAAGCAUUUUAUUCCCUGGCAUCUUACACAUGUGAAUUACGUGCUCAAGGUUUUGUCGGGCUUACAGAUCACCAACUCUCAUGUUUCGGACGCCUUUUACGAUUUGGAAUAUUCGGUGAGAAUAUUAUCCAACCAUCUAGGCGAGUGAAACCUUCAUCUACAACAGUUGGCUCGUCAUCAUCAGGAUUAUCAUCGUCAGCUCCAGCAGGAUGUGUAGAUAAUUUAGUGAUACAACAAUGUCUAGAAAUUGUGAUUUCAUUCACGGAUCAUUUUCUGGAGGUUAGAACUCGCACUCAACUGUGUAUGACAGAAGAAUUGCAAGCUGCUCUGCGUAUAAUCAGUAUUAUUGGUUUGGAUACACAAUUUCUCUCUGAUCUGUUCAAUUUACUAACAAGAGAAAGUUAUUCAGUUAGCUUGGAAGCUGCAUUUUCAUCAGCACUGCUUAAUCUAAUCCAUAUUAAUCCGACUGCCUACUCACAACUUAUUCAUCAAUGGAUUAGUGAAUGUGGCAAUCCAGUUAUCCAAUCUCGUUUAAGCGAUGCUUUUGAACAUUUAGGCGGUAGUUGUAAAACUGGUGAAGAUGAAGGCCAAGUCGACCAAUCAAAGUCUCCUGAUCACAUACUUAGUAACAAUAAUAUUAAUAAUAACAGCAACAACACCACAACAAGUACAUAGCAUGUUUCACGGAGAAUAAACCAACUCGUUCAGCUAGAUCAGAUUUUCAACAACGAUUUCAUUUGUUUGUCGCUGAAAUCCGUUCAUUCAUAUGUUUUGGAUAACUCAUAUUUGUUUGUUUGUGUGUGUGGGUGUGUACAUUCUGUCAAUGAUGUUUUAUUCUCUUUCUGUAUAUGUUUGCAUGUUUAUGCAUGAUGUUCCAUUCCUUCCAGGGUGUUGGUUGUUAAGGUAUACCAAAAGAAAAAAGAAACACAAAUAACAAAAUGAAGGUGUAUACAACUAACUAACUAACUAACUCUCUUCUUGUAACUUGCUUGCUUGCUUAACGAUUUUAAUUUUACACUCAUCUCUGCUUUGUUUGUUACUCUUCUAGAAUGGUUGAGAUUAUUUGUACAUAUUUAUUAGAUUUUUUUUUAAAAAUUAUUAUUAUUAUUAUAAUGAUUUUUAUUGAAAUUAAUCGUUUACUCAGCUCAGCUCAUCUCAUCUUAUUUUGUCUCCCUAAGGAAUUACGUC